CAUGGGAGAAAACCUGAGGAGAAUGUGAAAAUGUAUGUACAGAAAAGAAACAAUGAUGUCGACAGUGUGGCUUGUGGAGAUAAUGCCUGCGGCAUCUCUGGGUCAGGAUGGAAUCUGCCUCAGCCAGUCAGUAAAGGCUGCCAGCUGAAUGGCUCUCUGUAUGAAAAAACACAGGGAGGAGGUGUGUGUGGGGGAAGGUGUUAUAUUAAGAAAAUCAGCAACUCCAGUAGGUGGUGUAAAUAUACUUUUGAAAACCUAUAAAAACGUCAUUUUUCCAGAAAAAAAACUGUAUGAGAUGUUUAUUGUAGAAGCAGGAAGUGAGGAUCGUAGAUGAGUACAUAACUCUUGUUGUGUCACAGACAAGAGCCCUGAGACUUAAAGGCACAUGGCUUCUGAGGAGCCUCCCUCUGACAAUCAUGAGCCCAAAGAACCAGUUGAAGAUACCGAACCCAGCACUUUACCAUAUGAAACUACAGAGACGUAUCCUCUGCAAGAUACAGGACUUCCUAAAGAUGAAUGCCUUAUUCCAACGGAAAAUAUAGAUGAUUUCGAUGAAACCUCCACGUCAGACUCAGACAGAAUCAAGCAGCCAGAAGAAAAUGACUGUCCCUUAAUGACCAUAAGUGCGCUAACAGGUUUAUCCAGGAUCAAUAACGUGUGCCAAGAAAGCAGCGAGAAUUGCAACUUAGCCCCAACUAUAAGCGAUAUUCUGAAUGAUGAGGAUCUGCUGUACAUUCUGAAGCUGAAGCUUGAUCCUUGCCACCCAACCGUAAAGAACUGGAGAAACUUUGCCAGCAAGUGGGGAAUGAGUUACGAUGAAUUGUGUUUCCUGGAGCAGAAGCAACAAAGUCCCACAAUUGGAUUUUUAUUACGGAACAGUGAAAGGACAGUGGAGCAACUGAUUGACCUGUGCAAGCUUUAUCAAAGGGCUGAUGUCCAGAAGGUGUUAUCAAAAUGGGUAAAUGUGGAUUGGCCAAUGAGAGUAUAUAAAAAACCACAAGAGCAGUGUAUAUCAUGAAAUCAUUUGGACUACUGACACACAGCAGUGUAAAUUAGAAGAAUGCUCCUUUCCACUGACAGGGUGUUGGGCUACUCUCACUGUACUUGUACCAUCUCUCCACCAGGAUGAUUCUCACUAGCACCAUACUGUGAUCUUCAGUAUUUGCUAGAACAUUAAGCAUAAAUCACAUUGUAUUUUUUAUAAGAAAGAACAGACAUGGACUUUGUGGUGUUUAUACAAAUGGCCUGCAGGUGUCACUGUGCACAAGAGUUAUACUGUCUACAUAGUACUUUCUAUA
Messenger RNA from Xenopus laevis (African clawed frog), 1298 nucleotides. RefSeq names its product EDAR-associated death domain L homeolog (gene edaradd.L). Gene Ontology annotation, cellular component: cytoplasm. The record is from RefSeq and is a predicted model, not a curated record. The transcript is spliced from 6 exons. NCBI's taxonomy places the organism in Eukaryota, Metazoa, Chordata, Amphibia, Anura, Pipidae. Bases 386 to 1018 code for a protein of 210 amino acids. Gene Ontology annotation, biological process: signal transduction.